Messenger RNA from Crotalus tigris (Tiger rattlesnake), 2178 nucleotides. RefSeq names its product FXYD domain-containing ion transport regulator 6-like. Gene Ontology annotation, biological process: regulation of sodium ion transmembrane transporter activity. Lineage: Eukaryota; Metazoa; Chordata; Lepidosauria; Squamata; Viperidae. The record is from RefSeq and is a predicted model, not a curated record. Bases 480 to 764 code for a protein of 94 amino acids. Gene Ontology annotation, molecular function: sodium channel regulator activity. The transcript is spliced from 8 exons. Gene Ontology annotation, cellular component: membrane.
CGCAACGGCAGGGACCCGCGCACCGGAACAGUUCCCAGCGAAGAGGAGGCACGGAGGGCUGUAUCUUGGCUGCCCGGCCCUCCUUCGCCAACCCGGCUGGGAGACCGGGGCUUGCUCGAGAGCCUCGGCUCAGAAGGCCUGGGCGAAAGGGCUCCCGGUGCGGCCGCACGUGCUGACAUCACAGGCGUAGGGAGGGAAGGAACCCCGACCCCGCCCGGGCACGUCGAGCGCAGCCAGCAGCCGCCCGCCUUUCCUCCGGGCGCGCGCCUAGGUCUCCACUUUCGCCUAGCGCCUGCCUUACUCCCGGCCGAGCGCGGCCAUGCCCGAGCCCCUUGCACGCCCAGCCCUUGCCAGCUGCGAGGAGACGCGGGCUUGAGCCGCGCCACAGUCGGGAGGCAGGAGACGCCCAACCUGGUGCGCGGGUUUUCCCUCUGCGGACGCCGCCUGCCCGGGAAGGACGCCCGAGGGGAAGCACAGCCAUGAUGGAAGGAAGCCUGCUUUUUCUCUGCUCUUUCCUGAUUCCAGUGAUCUUGGCAGAGGUGACCGAGCAAGAGAAAGAAAAAGAUCCCUUCAACUAUGACUACCAGACCCUGCGGAUUGGUGGCCUGACCUUUGCCGUAGUUUUCUUCACGCUCGGCAUCCUGCUCAUUCUGAGCAGGCGAUGCAGGUGCAGCUUCAACACGAAGGCCAGGGCUCCUGGUGAUGAGGAGGCACAGGCUGAGAACCUGAUUGCUUCAAACGCACCGCAGAAAGCAGAGAACUGAAGCGAAGGUGUACAGCAAAGGAGAGCUGACACUGGACCAGUGGAUCCCAAUGCAAACCAGAUGAUAAAGGGACAUAGAAGUGAUGGCCCCUGGUCCUCUAAGAGAAUCUUGACAUUUUGGUGUCCAUGUUGACCUGUGUCCUGGAAAAUCAGUCCUCCGCUUAACUAUUCCCCACCAAAUCCUUGUCUGAUUACAUAAUGUUCAUCUGUCAUUACCGUGGUUGUGGUCUUGAUAUUGUCCUUGUGCAACUAUCUCCUCUGUGCCCCUCCCUCUUCUCCCAUGCUAGUUUGAUAUUCUGACCCUCCCAGGAGAAGACCUGGCUGUUGCUGCCUUGGUGUGCACAAAGGUUGUGGCUGCCCUCCCCUCCCCAGCUGAAACAAGAGGAGGGGAGGACAAGGCCUGUGGGGAGGGACCAGACUGAGAGAGGAAAGGGAGUCCAGGAAUUUGGUGGUGUUCAGUCUUGGCAACAGCAGCCUGGGGGGGAGGCUGCUGUUGCCCUCUGGCCCUUCUCCUCCCCAGGUGGUGCCUGGGUCCCUCCAGAAGCUACUUGUCAGCAAGGCCAUAGUGGUCUGUGAACGUGCCCAGUGUCUCUGAGGCCAGCCAGCCACAGGGCCAGAAAAGGCGUUGGAAUGGGAGGGCUCUUCUCAGAAGUCUUCACUUGGCUCCCCAGGAGGCUAAGAGGGAAGUCUGGCAGUGUGCUUUCUUCUCUGGUAGAGAUCUGCGGGGAGGGGGGGGGCAGGUCUUGUGAGCUCUUUUGCAAGGCUUUCAUGGGGUGGGGUGAUUCCUGUUACCAUUGACUUGAUUUGGAUAGGGACAUAAGUUCUGCCAAGCUCUCACCCCUGUGGAUUGCAACACAAUAUCCUGCAAGAUUUGGGUUCUUGCAAGUACAAGAAUGAGAAACUCAAUUCCAAGAUGGUUUCCAUUGGAAGUCCAGAGAGGAGCAAAGACCUCUUCCAGAUGAGGGUGGGAAGUAGGGUUGGCCUGACCUUAAUACCCCAUUUCUCAGCCCUAGAAAGCCCCCCCCCCAAGGCUUCCCUGGUUACUUUUCAUCUUCUGCAGCCACCUGGUCAGAUGCCACCAGUUGAGGAGAGCAGAAGAGGAGCCAACCCCUUCCCUUCCUCCCCCUCCCCGUCCCCCUUUCCCUUUCCUUUCUCCUCCCCUUCCCCAGUCUUGUCUUUACUGUGGUUGCCACACCUUCUGUGUUGCCACGUGACUCUGUUAUCUCUGUAGUGUGCAGUAGAUAGCAACCAUUGAAAACAUCUGUGUACAAAUGUUGUAAUUCCAAAACUCAAGCCAUGGUUGUGCAUUCACUUGGUGUAGGCUGCUGUGUGGUUAUGAUAAAGGACUCCCACAUGUUUGUGCUGUGUCUCAACUCAAGAGAAGCAUCAAAUAAAAUAUUGUUUCUAUUUCAGUG